AUGGCCGCGCAGCCCGGCCGCCUGACACAUCAACAAAGAUGGCGGCGGCGGCGGGCGGCGCGACGGAGGGACCUGCGGGGGGCGGGGCCACGGGGGAGGGCGGAGCCGCGGGGGCGCGCAGGGGGGCGCGGGGGCGCGCAGGUGGCAGGUGAGGGUCGGGCGGGAAGCGCUGAAGCGAUGGCGGUGUACCGCGCGCGAGCCUCGCGGGGAGUAGUGAAAACAAGCCUCCUUUUGUCCUAUGCUGAGGUGACUGUCGCCAGCAUGGCCCAGGCGCUGCACGUGAAGGAUGCAGGAAGUUCCAUGGAAAGCACAGCCACUAGAAGAAAGUUGCCAUUGACAGCUGCAACUGAUAAUGGAGAAAUGGUAUCACACACUGAUUCAGUUGAGAAGCCAAAGAAGUUGCAGUAUUCUUUUGAGAAUAUUUUUUCUAUUGGGUAUGAUAAGAGUCUUUUUAGUUCACUGACAUCACCUCCUCCGAUGAGAACUUGCCAUCACUGUGGUCUGUCUGGAUCCCUCAGAUGUUCACAGUGUAAGCAAAUAUACUAUUGCUCUGUGGAUUGCCAGAAGAGAGAUUGGCCAGUACAUAGCACUGUGUGCGAGCCAGUUAAACAGAAUUUAAGUAAUAACAGUGGAGGCAAGUUACCUGCUAGAACUGAGACAGGACUUUACAUUAAGGACAAUCUAAUGUCUGUGGAUUCCUUCAAGACAGAGGAGCAUAUCAAGAAGAUAAUGCUUUCAGAUCUCCAGACUCUAGGACUCAAAAAAACUAUGGAAGUACAGGGUACUGUAACAGAAUUCAAGAGUCCGAGUGAAUUUUAUAUACAGAUGAAUUCUCCAAAAGUUUUAGAGCAGAUCAGCAAACUUUCUGUAAAACUACAAGACUGUUAUGCUAACGCAGUUACUCAAGAGCAAUACAUUGCAGUCAGAGGGGAGAUCUGCGUGGCAAGGAAUUCUUUGGAUCAGACCUGGCGAAGAGCACUGAUUAAAGAUGUGGAUGUAUUGCAAAAGAAAGCACAAGUGUUCUAUAUAGAUUGUGGAAAGGAAGGAAAUAUUCCACUCUACUGGAUUAAAGCCCUCCACAAAGACAUUGAACUGUUUCCUCCAUGUGCAAUUAAGUGUUCCUUUGCCAAUUAUGAUCCUGAACAACAAGGACGCAAUGAAGGCAUUGCCACCUUUUCUUCCCAGCUGAUGGGAAAGACCUGUUCAGUAACUGUUGUUGAUGUACUGCAAGAGGAAAUGAUGUCAAGUUUUGCUGUAGAUGUUGUUCUUCCAGAUGGUUUGUCAGAAAAGAACUCUAAGGAAAGUAAAGAAGAAAUAUGUGAAGAUAAAGAACUGCUUUGCUGUGGAAAUGUAACUGCAGAGUGUGUCUCCAUAUGUAUUGGAGACACAUUUUCUGUUGUGGUUUCCCACAUUCAAAAUCCAGAAGACUUUUUCUGUCAGCAGAUACGCAGUGGCCGUCAUCUUGCUGAGCUUCAGGUGCGUCUUUGCAAACACUGCAACGAACUUCCCAGUAAUCCAAAUUUCCGACCAGUUUCUGGAGAGAUGUGCUGUGCCCAGUUCACAGAAGACGAUGUCUGGUAUCGUGCCACCGUUAUAGCACAUACUUCUGAAAAUAACGUGGUGGUGGGUUACAUAGAUUAUGGAAACUUUGAAGUUCUGCAGCCAACCAGACUUCGUCCUAUGAUUCCAAAAUUAAUGGACUUGCCAGCUCAAGCCAUAAGAUGUACCUUGGCAGGUAUCAAGCCACCGUUGGGAGCCUGGACCUCAGAAGCUAUUUCUCUUAUGAAGCAAUUAGUAAAAGACAAAGCAUUGACAGUGAAAGUAGUGGGUAAAGAGAGUUAUCGAUCUGUGGUGGAGCUCAUCGAUGCAUCAGUUAUUCCAGAAAUAAAUAUAUCAAGGUAUCUCAUUGGGAAAGGCUGUGCAGCUGAAGCACCAAGAAUGGCCUGUCAAGCACUUGAAAUGGGCAAUGUUAAGCAAGCAGAUGAGGACACAACAAACAACAAAAAUUGCAAGUGGAGUAAAUUAUCUCUGAAACAAGCAGUAGAUGUGAUAGUGUGCACGCUGUACAGUCCUGGGGAAUUCUACUGUCAGAUUGCAAAUAGCAAUGAGUUACGUGCUCUAAACUCACUUAACAAAUCGUUGUUUGAAUACUGCCAGAAAACUCCUCCAAAUGUUUUUAAGCCUGAGAAAGGAGAACCUUGCUGUGCUUUAUUCUCUGAUGAUGGUAACUGGUACCGUGCUUUGGUGCAAAACGUUACUUCAGGUGGAACUGUUAAAGUUCUCUUUGUGGACUACGGAAAUGUUGAAGAAGUUCCACUGGAUAAGAUACGGCAGAUUUCAUCCUCGUUUCUACAGCUGCCAUUCCAAGGAAUUAAAUGCUGGCUUUCAGGUAUAAAGCCUGCUGAUAGCAAAUGGAACCCAGAAGCUACGGAAAGAUUUCGUAUGUGCACUGCAGGGCUGAAGCUUCAAGCCAGAAUAACUUGCUUUUCCAGAGAUGGGGCAGGUGUAGAGCUUAUUGACAAUUCCAUGGGUUAUCCAAAAGUGAUCAAUGAGAUGCUAACUUCUGAGAAAUUGGCUGUGAAGGAAGACCUGCCAGAUAAAAAUAAUUUUCCAACUAAGUCUGACAAAAAAGUAGAAACCUCACCUGGGCACUGGGAGUCGAUAGAAUUGGCAGUGGAUCAAACUGUAUCUGUCUGUGUGACAGAAGUUAUAAGCCCAGACUUGUUUUAUGCUGUACCAGUUCACUGUAAAGACAGAGAGAAGCUACUUAGUCAGUUGACUGAACUACAAGACUACUGUAAAUCUUGUAAGAAGCGGCCUUUCAGACCAAAGCUAGGUGAAGCCUGUUGUGCCAGGUUUUCAGUUGAUGGGCGUUGGUACAGAGCUCUGGUUCUAGAAGUUUCUCAGUCCACAGUUCAAGUACUCUAUGUAGAUUAUGGGAACAGUGAAACUUUACCACUUUCAAAUGUGCUGCCAAUCACUGAUUCCUACUUAAAGCUUCCUUUUCAGAUGAUUGCAUGUUCUCUUGCAGGAAUAAAGAAAGUUGAGUGGUCUCCAUUGGUACUUAACACAUUGAAAGAAAUGUUACUGAAUAAAUAUGUCACAAUCACAGUGAAAGGAGUGAAUGGAAAUGUUAAAUUGGUGAAAGUGGAGAAACAGAGUGAAAAUGGUAGUCUGAAUGUAGCAGACAAAUUAGUGACAGAAGGUUUGGUCAAAUACUGCCAAGCUGAAAACUCAGAUGUUGCACAUCAAGGCAGUAGAAGUGAGACCAAAUGCUGCUGCUGCACAGAACUAAAAAUGCAGCUUAAAAAACAUGAGCAGGUUCUCCUCUUCCUUUUAAACCAAUACGAGAAUCCAGAAAAAUACAAAAAAAUGAAAAAACUGUUGGAAAGUGAAGCCUGAAGUGCUGCUCCAUUCGUAUGUAUGCCAGGAUUCCGCAGUUCCUCUUUUGGAAGAGCAGUUGCAUUCAUCGUACUAAAAAUGAGAGUUGCUUCCUAGAAAUUCUGCUGUUUAACUGUAUCAGUCUGUGUAUUUGGGACUGUUCAAUUAUCAGAUGUAUAAUGUUAAUGAUUCCAAAGCUGCAGGCUGAAUUUUCUGUUCUGUCUUUUGUUUGAUACUUCAGUGUUGGUGAGCUUUUUUUGCUUUUAUUUUGCUGUUGAAUGCACGUAAGUUUAUUGAAUUGCAAUGCACCUUGAGAAUGUCCUGUUAACUUACAUUUAAAAUGGUUGUAAUCAUAAAGCUGUCUUCAACUUCGGUACGAUUGAUUUUUACUUAAAAAUCCAUAUCUUAACCUUACUGUUCCAACUUAAUUUCAUGCCUGUGUAAAGUUAGACUGAAGAUUCCCUUUAUGAACUUGUUUUCAGCAUGGUUAAAGGCUGCCUUGUCAAUUUCUGCCUUGUGAGUUUUUUCACACUAAUAGAGAAGCCCUAUUCUGGGAUUUGACAAUCCAUUAAUAAUUUGGUUCGGUAUUUCUCUAAUGUAGCUGAUUGGUCAGGAAUGACAACAAGCAAUCUAGUGACUGGUAAUAAGGAAUGACAAAUUGUUGUUCUCAGAGCACAGCAGAUACCUGCUUGUUUAAAGCUGCAGGGAUCCCUGUUUUCUUCUCUUGAAGUAAACAGGUUGAGUUCUGGCUCUGAUCAAAACUGAAGAAUGUUGAGAUUAAUUUCUUUUGUGAAAAUAAAAUAUUCGUGUGACUGAACUGUAA
This is a messenger RNA of Numida meleagris (helmeted guineafowl), 4204 nucleotides long. It is a transcript of the gene TDRD1, whose product is annotated as tudor domain containing 1. The record is from RefSeq and is a predicted model, not a curated record. Lineage: Eukaryota; Metazoa; Chordata; Aves; Galliformes; Numididae.